Messenger RNA from Solea senegalensis (Senegalese sole), 742 nucleotides. RefSeq names its product DnaJ (Hsp40) homolog, subfamily C, member 15 (gene dnajc15). Gene Ontology annotation, cellular component: PAM complex, Tim23 associated import motor. The record is from RefSeq and is a predicted model, not a curated record. The transcript has 6 exons. Gene Ontology annotation, biological process: protein import into mitochondrial matrix. Bases 32 to 481 code for a protein of 149 amino acids. Gene Ontology annotation, molecular function: ATPase activator activity. Lineage: Eukaryota; Metazoa; Chordata; Actinopteri; Pleuronectiformes; Soleidae.
ACAACAUCCGGGUUAACAACAGAUCUGCAUCAUGGCGAACACCGGCAGGAUGACCGUUGACGGUGGAGACAUGCGAUUUGCUGAAUAUACUCCAAAUUCAAGGACCAACAGCGACGCAGCGAUAGACAGGAGACUUGGAGGAACUCUGAUAGCUGUUGGACUUGGUGUAGCUGCUGCAGGCUUUGCAGGCCGCUAUGCAUUUCAGCUGUGGAAGCCUCUUGGACAGGUCUUCUCCCAAACUGUAAAGAAAAUGCCCUCAUCAGCUUUCUCAUCAUAUUACAAAGGAGGUUUUGAGCAGAAGAUGUCCAAACGAGAGGCCAGCCUCAUUCUUGGCAUUAGCCCAACCAGCACUAGGUCCAAGGUACGUGAGGCACACAGGAGGAUCAUGGUCCUGAAUCAUCCAGAUAAAGGUGGGUCACCAUAUAUGGCUGCUAAGAUCAAUGAGGCCAAAGACCUUUUGGACAAGGAGACACGGCGAUGACCUGCACUGUUGUCACUUUAAAGACUAUUACUUCAUGCAUAAUCUCAUCACUGUUGAAUAGCUUCAUCAAUAUGGAUACCACACCUGGAUUACUGCCAUCAAGAGACAAGAAACACACUACAAAGAUUUGUGGUGAAAUUAUGAUCGUGCCCGAUUCUUGGUGCCCAUGUCAUGUUGAAGGACUUUAACUUUUUUUUUUACAUUGCUGUAUUGAAAGUGAUCAUUGUCAGUGUGAUGUUCCUAAUAAAGUGAUCAAUGACA